This is a messenger RNA of Stylonychia lemnae, 1689 nucleotides long. Lineage: Eukaryota; Ciliophora; Spirotrichea; Sporadotrichida; Oxytrichidae. The record is from the annotation of a GenBank genome assembly.
AUGAAACCCAGUUCUCUCAGAUCUUAUUCUGUCGCCGAAUCUUAAAAAUCCAACUCUGAACGAAAAGAUAGUAUCACCACAGUACAGCAAAAAACUCUAAGUACUGUCCAGAAAGCAAUGACUCGCCAAGAUAAAGCUAUACUCAUAGUAAUUUUAUUUUCGAUUUUUGUUUCCUGGACACUAUAUGGGAAUAUUGCAACUUUUUAUCCACCAUAUAGACUUGAGAAGCACAAGUCUCUAAGUGAUACUUAGGUUGGAAUAGUAUUGUCGUAAAAUAUUAGUCAAUUCAUUACUUUUAGUAUGUUUGAAGUAGGAGUUCUAAUAUCAUCUCCAAUAAUAGCUAUUGUAUUACCGAAAAUAGGAAGAAAAAAUUCUAUUAUUAUUGGAUAACUUACUUGUAUUUCAGCUUCAAUCGGAUUUGGACUUUUAGUUUUUAUUUCUGAUGAAUUGAUACAAGGGAUUGGAGAUGCUUGUAUUAGUAAUGCGGGUUUGUCAAUAAUUUCAUCAGAAUUUCCUUCAAAAAGAGAACAUAUGUACGGCUAUGCAGAGUCCUCUAUUGGAGCAGGUCUAAUGAUUGGCCCUGUUAUUGGUCAGGCUUUAUAUUCUAUAUUAGACUUUGAGUAUACAUUUUUCUGCUCUGCUGCGAUUGUUGGAACGUCUUUAAUAUUAACAUUGGUAUUAAUACCCUAAAGAAUAAACAACACAAGUUCUAAUGAGAGAGAUAGCAUAACUUCCUCUUAAAGAGCUGAAAAUGAUAAAAGAAUAUCAUAUAAGAUGAUGAUAAAAAACAAAAGAGUUAUGAUUGCUUGCAUAUCUGUAAUUAUUGCAAUGGUUUUCAUGCUUUUCUUUGAAACAAUUUUAGCUGACUAAUUACUAGCUAUUGGUGUCUCUAAAGACCACGUCGGUAAUUUAAUCAAAUUUGAUUUCAAAAUUUUGAGAUUAGGAUAUAUAUAUUCAAUCAUGUCUUUGGUUUACACAGUAUUUUCCCCUUUUGUUGGAUUUUUUUGUGAUAAAUUAAAAAAGAUUUACAUCACAUAAUUCUCAUUCUUCCUAGCAACGAUUGCAUUAAUUUUCUAUGGACCUUCAAAAUUACUUGGAUUACCAGGGUAUUUAUAUUUCAAAUAAUCUUAAAUAAUUAGAACUCUUCCAUUCAUGAUUGUUGGAAUGAUCCUUUUAGGUUUUGCUUGUCCCUUGAUAAUAGUGCCAUUACUCCCAGAAAUAAUUGAUGCUGUAAAAGAAAAAGAACAAAUAGGGGAAAAUAAUGAAUUAAAUGAUAAAGCUUCAAGUUUUUUCAAUAGCUCUGUUGCCAUUGGAAGUUUGACAGCCCCUAUUUUGGGUGGUCUUUUCAAUGAUUUAUAUGACUUUAGAAAUACAUGUGAUAUAAUGGCUAUAAUGAGUUGUGCUUAUGCUAUAAUCUUUUUCUUGAUUAACUUAUUACCAUUCUGGAUAAGUCUUAGAAAUUCCAAGUAAACAAAGAGAAAAUUAUAUAAGAAUUUCGACAAUAGUACAAAUUAGAAUGGGGACUAUAAGACAUUUGAAUCAGAGAAAUGGCAAUUUACAGCUCGAUCAAAAGUCACCAAAGACGAAUCAUUCAAUAACUAACUGAUGAGCUCUAAAUUGUCAAAAAUGUCUAAUGAAAAAAUAAAAGAUCAAGCACUCUUCGAAAAAAAUGAAAAAACCUAGAUCUGA